Photinus pyralis (common eastern firefly) is the source of this 1840-nucleotide messenger RNA. RefSeq lists its product as uncharacterized. Lineage: Eukaryota; Metazoa; Arthropoda; Insecta; Coleoptera; Lampyridae. The transcript has 3 exons. The coding region runs from base 252 to 1727 and encodes 491 amino acids. The record is from RefSeq and is a predicted model, not a curated record. Gene Ontology annotation, molecular function: nucleic acid binding. Gene Ontology annotation, biological process: DNA integration.
UUAAAAUAUCUAAGAUAUUGAAAAUUACAUUUGUAAUUUUAAAUAUCUUAGACAUUUGGAAAUUACCGCUAUCUAGGGGCAGAUUUUUAAGUUAAAUAACGUCUGGCAACAUUGUAAGUUUUAUGUUUUGUUGUUUAUAACCUUACUCUUAAUGGCUCUUACUUACUUCUUUUACGCGGUUUACGAAUUAGGGUUUUGAAAACAAACGUAGGUACAUAUAUUUUAUAAAUUAUACAUAUUGGUAAAAAGACAUGGAUGUUGCUGAAGUGUUACAACGCGUUAGAAGAUCAUUGGCCAAUGCAUGUAGGAUGUAUGAAUCAACUAACACAUUUCAACAUUCAGACUUGCAAAGUGCAUCUACAAAUCUAAGUAGAAUUAGUUGUAGAAUUAGUAGCGAAACAUUUGAUUCACUGAAUUCUGCAAUUAAUGUACUCUUGGAACUUCCACAAGAUGUUUUAAGUGAUUACAGUUACUAUGCGCAAACUGAAAAAGGAACGGGUAAGGUUUACAAAUGUGAACAUUUUAACUGCUUAAUAUACAUAUUAAUUUCAGGUAAAGGUCGCCCUUCUCUUAGCAUAACACGAGAACAACUCAUGAUAUUUUAUAAUGAGGGAUACACUGCAAAGAGAAUGGCAAAACACUUUAAGUGUUCUACGAGCAUUAUAUAUAAGAAGUUAUACGAGCAUGGGAUCAAAUUAAGAUCAAAGUAUACAGAUAUAGAGGAUGAAGCUUUACGAACAAAAAUUAUAGAUUUACACCAAACGCAUCCCAAUAGCGGCAGUGUUAUAAUUGCUGGAUUUUUACGUGCAGAGGGAAUAACUGUACAGAGGAAUCGUAUUCGUUCAAUAUUAAAUGACAUUGAUCCAGUGGGUACAGCUAAAAGAUGGAGUUCUGUUGUAAAAAGGCGAACUUAUAAUGUUCCUUGUCCCAACUCUUUAUGGCACAUGGAUGCCCAUCUUAAAAUUUCCCGAUGGGGAUUUGUGACGCAUGGGUGCAUUGAUGGCUAUUCACGCAUGAUUAUAUAUUUAUCAUGUGCCACUUCCAUCCAAGCAGAGCCUGUUGCCAAUCUUUUCUGCAGUGGUGUUGUGAAUUAUGGACUUCCAUCUAGAGUGCGUUCUGACCAUGGCUACGAAAAUAUUUUUGUUGCGCUAUUAAUGAAUCUAUUAAGAGGAAUUGGUCGAGGAAGCCACAUAGCUGGAAAAUCAGUUCAUAACCAACGGAUUGAAAGACUGUGGCGUGACGUAUAUAAAGAUGUCAUAGACUUGAUAUAUAAAGAAAUCUAUGCAUUGGAGGACGAUAAUUACCUAAAUCCCCAUAAUGAAAUACAUAGAUAUUGUAUUCAGUAUGUGUAUUUACCCAUUAUUAAUGAAAGGCUACAUGCUUUUAUGAAUGCAUGGAAUUGCCAUUCUAUGCGUACCACUGGCAAUAAAAGUCCACGUCAAAUGUGGCUGGAUGGAAUGCUGGACAAGUGCAAUACAAAUCACACAUCUGUACUUGAAGUUUUUAAUUCUCAAACUGAUCUAUUUGGAAGGAUACAGGAACGUUUGGAGCAGCAUGGUGUCAACAAUAUAGUGAAUGUAGAAAACCCACAUCUUUCAACAUUUACUGCUGUAAUUAAUUUAACAGAGAUACAACAAAAUGAGCUGGAAGUAAUACAACGAAGUAACAUAUUGCCAAAAGAUAAAUAUAUAUUAUGUAUAAGAUAUUUAAGUAAUGAACAUUUGUAAACAUUAGAUGUAAUAGUUCGUAAUUAUUACAAUUGUUUAUUUAUAUUAAAAUCACUUGUCCACAGUGCACAGAUUUAAAUAGAUCUGUGCUAUAUGCUUGUCUUACUGGAGUA